AUGCAGGCCACAUGGCGGCUCCAGCGCGUGCUUACCUCCCCGGCGGCCGGGGUUUUGCUACGCACCCGAUCUUGCGCCCGGCCCCGGACCGCUGUCGCCGUCGCGGUCGCGAGGAAACCACUCCCACAACAUUCCAAUGCUUUACCAUCACCUCCACCGAUCCACCAGGGGGGUUUUCCUCGACAUUACACCUCUCUUACCUUCGGGCCCAUUAACCCCAGUAUACCCUCCUCAUACGCACCCAGUGGCAUCUCCCAUCUCCUCUCCCGUCAGCUGGUUGUGGUUUACGGCCCCGACGCAGCCAAGUACCUGCAAGGCAUGGUCACGGCAAACGUGUACAUGCCAGGGAGCGGGAGCAUGGUGCGUACCGACCGGGGAUAUUAUGCUGCGUUGUUAACGGGUCAGGGGAGGGUGCUAUAUGAUGUUUUUAUUUACCCUCUUACAGACUCAAAGCACUUGCAAAGGGUGUUGCCGAGCGCAGAUGUGGAAGGGGCGGCGUUUUUGAUCGAGGUGGAUAAGGACCAGGCGGGGUUGUUGGUGGAUCAUAUCAAGCGCUAUAGAGUACGCGCGAAGGUAAAAGUGAAGGUAGUGGAUGUGGAGGAGGUGGCUGUUUGGCAUGCGUGGGAUCCGAAUGGUCUUGGGGAAGCAUCUGUUAACGAUCUCCUCGUCACGCCCGACUGUCGCACACCCGCCAUGGGCUCGCGCAUCCUGCACUUUGGCGGUCCAGACGGCAAUGCUAUCCAAAACUUCGCCGAAAGGUGUCAACUGCAGGUCCUACCUCAAGAGUACUACGUCCUCCACCGAAUUACCCAAGGCGUGCCCGAGGGCCAAACUGAACUCCUCAAGAUGUCCGCCAUCCCUCACGAAAGCAACCUUGACCUCAUGGGCGGCAUCGACUUCCGCAAAGGGUGUUACGUCGGCCAGGAGCUGGUCACGCGCACGGAACAUCGGGGUGUGGUGCGCAAGCGUGUGCUGCCGUGCGUGGUGUACGAGGGGAGUCAGGGACAGGCUGUUGACAUUAGAGCUACUGGGGGCGAUUUGGGCGGGUUGUAUACUGACAGACCGAUCGCCGGACUAAGUAGUGCGAGGGAAAUUGCGUCAGAAACGAAUAUCGUCCGCGUUUCGGGGAAGGGGCGCGGGGUUGGGAAGUGGCUGAGGGGGAUUGGGAAUGUGGGGUUGGCGGUGUGCCGGCUGGAUGUUAUGACUGAUUUGCCGAUACCAGGGGAGACGCCCGCCGGCGAGGAUGGUGUGCCGGAAGUGAGAGAGGUGAAGGGGGAGUUUACUAUCGAAGGGGAUGAGGGCCCGUUGAGGAUAAAGGCGGUUCCGCCGGCGUGGUUGAGGAGGGAGUUAAUGGAGAAAUGGGAGGUGAAGAACGAGCAGAAUAUGGUUCGCUUCCAGAGGGAAGCGAUUGAGAGCGAAGAAGAGAUGUAA
This is a messenger RNA of Thermochaetoides thermophila DSM 1495, 1431 nucleotides long. RefSeq names its product transferase-like protein. Gene Ontology annotation, cellular component: mitochondrial matrix. The record is from RefSeq and is a predicted model, not a curated record. NCBI's taxonomy places the organism in Eukaryota, Fungi, Ascomycota, Sordariomycetes, Sordariales, Chaetomiaceae. Bases 1 to 1431 code for a protein of 476 amino acids. Gene Ontology annotation, molecular function: protein binding. The transcript has a single exon.